Drosophila subpulchrella is the source of this 550-nucleotide messenger RNA. RefSeq names its product trissin (gene Trissin). Bases 84 to 407 code for a protein of 107 amino acids. Lineage: Eukaryota; Metazoa; Arthropoda; Insecta; Diptera; Drosophilidae. The transcript has 3 exons. The record is from RefSeq and is a predicted model, not a curated record.
GUUGCGCUUUCUCUGGGACACGGAACAGGACUCCAAGAGAAGAUCAUAUGAGUGGCACAGCAUUUUGAGCAGACUGCCGACCAAUGACCAAGACAACGAUGCAUUGGCUGGCCCACUUGCAGAUCAUCUUGCUAUGCAUCUGGCUGAUGUGCCCCAGCUCCAGGGCCAUAAAGUGCGACACUUGUGGCAAGGAGUGUGCCAGCGCCUGUGGCACCAAGCAUUUUCGGACCUGCUGUUUUAACUACCUUCGCAAACGAUCCGGUCCGGAUGCACUGCGUCAGAGUUCGGACAGAAGGCUCAUUGACUUCAUCCUGCUGCAAGGACGCGCCUUAUUCACCCAGGAGUUGCGCGAGAGACGCAACAAUGGCACCCUGAUAGACCUCGGCUUGAACUCGUAUUACCGCUAAGUACUACUCCAUAUGACACCAUUUUAUCCCGAUAACGAAACUGACAUGGAAUCCCACUAACGACUCGAAUGAUCCCAUGGCAAUGGUAGCAGUUGAAAUGCUUGAAAUGUUAAUCUUCCAAUAAAGGCACAAUAUUCUUUGGG